GGGGGGAGAGGAGCCCUGGGUCUUUGGGGUCACUCUGGCUGGGUGGAGAGCUGGGAGGCAGGGUGGAGCGAGAGAGCAGUUAGAGGCGCAGUGACGUGGAGGUGCUGGUCAGACAUCGGGGCAGGGACACAUCCGACCCCAGGGUGAAGGUCACCAGGUUUCACGUUCUCGGCUGUGUGGGGCUGAGCUCCAGGGCAGGCCAGGUCGCGGGUGGAGAUCUGAGGGUCGCUGCGGAGGGCAUCUAAUGAGGGGGCCAGCACCUGAGGCACCCGUCUCUGCAAGGCGAGCCGGUGACUGGGACCCAAAGGGGGGACAGCAGGAAGCAGCACGUGCCAGGCUGAGCGUAGCCUGGAAGAAGUCCAUGCCCUGAUGCCCGGAACCCGUCUGUGGGGUGCCUCACGUGGCCCCAGGGCUGAGCAGACGGAAACAUCCUUCAACCUCAUAUCAGAAAAGUGUGACAUUCUGUCCAUUCUCCGGGACCAUCCUGAGAACAGGAUUUACCAGAGGAAGAUCCAGGAACUCAGCAAAAGAUUCACUGCAAUCCGCAAGACCAAGGGGGAUGGGAACUGCUUCUACCGGGCCUUGGGCUAUUCCUACCUGGAAUCUCUGCUAGGGAAGAGCAGAGAGAUCCUCAAGUUCAAAGAGCGUGUACUGCAGACCCCAAACGACCUUCUGGCUGCUGGCUUUGAGGAGCACAAGUUCCGAAACUUCUUUAAUGCUUUCUACAGCGUGGUGGAGCUGGUGGAGAAGGACGGCUCGGUGUCCAGCCUGCUGAAGGUGUUCAACGACCAGAGCUGCUCGGACCGGAUCGUGCAGUUCUUGCGCCUGCUCACCUCGGCCUUCAUCAGGAACCGCGCAGAUUUCUUCCGACACUUCAUCGACGAAGAGAUGGACAUCAAAGACUUCUGCACUCACGAAGUGGAGCCCAUGGCCAUGGAGUGUGACCACAUCCAGAUCACGGCCCUGUCUCAGGCGCUGAACAUCGCCCUGCAGGUGGAGUAUGUGGACGAGAUGGACACGGCCCUGAACCACCACGUGUUCCCUGAGGCGGCCAUCCCUUCCGUUUACCUGCUCUAUAAAACAUCCCACUACAACAUCCUCUAUGCAGCCGAUAAACGUUGAUUAAUUUUAGGCCAUGCAGUGGAGCCUGUCACCUAAUGGGACUGCAUUCUGAAUGGAACAUUUUGACUUUUCAAUUUUUUAAGCGAUUAAGACUGUAGUUAGAAAACGUACAGCUUUUUGGACAAAGUCACUGGGAAUGAGGUCAGCCCACUAUGGACUGUGGUAACUUGGGUGAUACGUGUAGUAUUUAUUUUCAUGGAGGAUCGUAAUUUCUAGCUCUGGGCUAGGCCGCCAGGACCUCUGGCUCUGCUCCCAGUUCUCCGAGGCCUUGGGCAGGCCACCUCCGCUCUCUGACCUGUUCGUCUGGAGGAGGUUCCUGUCGGUGUUAACAUUCUAUGUAAAAAUGGGUUUUCUGGGUUCCUUUCACCAGAGGCACUGCCUCUCUGCAGGGGAGGAAAGGAUGGACGUCACUGUCUUGAGUGACUUACCAGCUGUAUAAAAAGCAAGUCCAACGAGCUAUUGGACAGGCUUCGGUGGAUGGCUGGUAAGUUGAGGCAGACUUGAAAAUGAGGGUUCAGUGUGGUUCCAAACACUCACAACGGCAGUGAUUUCUUACCCCUAACUCAGGAGGAAAAACAUCUUUAUGACAAAGUCUCAAAAAGGCCUUCAGUCUUCAGCAUGAAGCUUAAGCUGUGGGGUCCCCUCUACCUCUCUCAGGGCCAGGCCUACCUGCCUUUGAGGUGCUGCUGUCAGCCACAUCUGGACAGAGGGCUUGAAAAAGACUAGGUUCUGGGCCCGAAUCUGUGUGUGUGUGUCCGGGACCAGGAAGCCGCAGCUGUGCCACCAUCCCCACCAAAUCCUGGCAGGAGAGUCGAGAUCCUCGGCUGGGGAGGAAACCAACAUAGACAGCUGGAGACCACGUGAGCAGAGUGGCGGCUCUGCAAGGCUGUCUUUGGCUCCUUCCCCCUUCUAACUAGCUGAUGGGCUGAUGAGAGGUCAGGUGGGGAAAGACGGGGACAAGCUAAGGAAACUGGCAGUUGGGGAGAGUUCUGUUGUAGAAAACUGCCCGCUAGCCAGAAGUCCUAGCCAGCAGCCUCCUCAUUCAUCCUCCUGGAUGUGCUUCUUGAUAAUGACCUCUUCACGAAUUAACCUCCGUGCUGCCCGGGCCCUCCCGGAGCCUCGGCUGGAGCAAGCUCUCUUCCUCUUCAGGAAGCAAUGAAGAAAGCAAGAGUGGACUCGUCCGUUGAGGUACUUCUGCAGGCUUCAUUCUGCAGGCGCUAUGAGCCGACAGCCAGACCGCGCAUGAAGACUGGGUGGCUGACUCUGCAUCGCUGUCCGCUCUCACGAAGGCGGAUGUCAGCGUGCUUGCACUCCAGCCAGGGGCCCUUUCUCAUUCUGCCCUUGGCUGGAAUUUGGACCCAAGGGGUCAAGCCAAGUAAUUAGGUAUUUUUUGCACAGGAAGGUAAACUUGACGCUGAUCUCUGAAUCAGUGUCUGAUCAUUGUCCCACCCAGCUCUGGGUAGGAGUGCUGGGGUCUGUGAAAAGCACACCAGAAGAGCGGGAGGAACAUGUGACCUGAGAGUAUCAGUACCAUUCUCCCAACUCUAGGGCCUGAGCACUACGCCAGGCUGAAAGCCCCUGGCACUCUGAGGGGUUACAUGGGUCCUGGGCCCUUGAGAGCUGAAGGCCUCAAGCACAGCACUGCUGCCACUUCUCUGCAAGUGUGGCUUGUGUGGCACUCAUAAACGAGUUUUCUUUCUGGCAGGUCUGCUGGAGGGAAAUCCCUCCCUGGAGACUUGCCUAUACUAUGCCAGUGCUCGCAGGGUCCUUCCCUACCCUUUUGUUAUCAGCAGGCCCAAGAGAAGUAAGCCAAGUAAUUUUCAUGGUCUUACCCUUUGCUUUCCUCUUUUCACAAAAUUACUGCCCUCUUCCCUUCACCUCUGCCCUCAGAUCUUGCCUGUGAGGGAAAGCACCAUGGGGGAAAGGAGGGCAGAAGUUAGUGAAGCUUUACAUCAUCCAUGAAGUUACCCCGCGAGCUCACAGCAGCCAACCUUGCUGGGGAUCACACCUGCUGCAUAAUUCUGCCCCCCACCCCAAGAAGCCAUCUGAUGUUUUCCAGACCAGCAGUGAGAAGGAAAGUGGUUCUUGGUUUUUACUGCCACGUAUUUAUUCCUUUCUUUCUAAAGGAAACUUUAUAAUCAACGGGAAUAUUUAACAACAAAAAGCGCGAACUGUCCUUGCUUCUGACCAGGUUCCCACUCUAAGCAGAAAAGGACUCUCGAGCCAGACUGUCCAGGUUGAAACCUCAACCUCGUCACUUACUGGCCACGUCACCUCGGGCAAGUGAUUUCACCUGGACCCAAGUCCCGUGUUUGUAAAAUAAAAGCGGAACCCACACACGACAGUAUUACUGGCUAAAGCAGAAUGAGACUGUGUGAAAAGAAACGUAAGACCCGACACACAACUAAGAGUGCCACAGGUGGGAUGUUCCCAAUGGGCACGACACUGCAAGCGGGGAACACGCCAUCUUGGCGGUGCUGUGGUGUCCCAAUCAGGAAAUCUGGGCACCGUCAGACAGAUCUAGGAACCACACACGUUCCCACAGAGAGCAGAAAUGGGGGCGGGGGCUGUGACCCAGUAAGCGGCUGCCUUGGGAUCUGAGACCCUGUGGCAAACGGGCCAGGUCCUUCAGCUUCCCUGGGCUGCUGGAAAAGCUUCCUAAGCAUUAAAUUGGUUUCCAUGACAACUUCUGUCUUGCUGCUUUGGCACCUGGCGGUGAGGCUACCACCACCCUCCCCUGAGGCUUGUGUGUGAAUGAGCGCCCCGGGUUGUGGGGAAGGAGCCUUCUUAUAAGGCAUGGUCCCCCGAUUAGUGGAAGACCCAGACACAGGAUAGUCUGUCCUUGGGCUGGAGGCACCAGAGGCACCACCAGUUUCACCAAGGCUUUGCCCCAUCAAGUCAGAGCAGAACUGCCUGUGUGACUGGCCUCAUCUUUUAAAGCCUAUCCCCAGUUAUCAAAAGAUUUGCUGUCAGAGAACAAGGGCAGACGGCUAAGGCCAGAUCCCACGCGGUGCUAGGCCAGCAUAGUGUUACUGACUUCCCCCAACUAACUCCACCAUGUUAGGGAAGCCUAUUCUCGUAGAACCUGAGGAUAGCAAUCGCUUCCCUGCCCAAUUCCCAAGAGACUCAGACAAGCUAACAGCUGUGAGCACUAGAAAAUGAACAGGUUCUGCAGUAGGAAUAAGCAGGAACUCAUGCUGAGGACCCAAAAUGUUACAUGAUGACUGGUGAACCUCCCCAGCUUUUUGCUCCACCCGUGCUGUCCAGCAGGGGGAGAUGUCCCCACAUGCAUCCUGCAGCCAGGGGACUAUGAUACUGUCCUGCCUUAUCUAGAGGGCCCACUGCUGGCCCAGGGAAACCACUCAGUGAGUUAAUGUUGAAAUAAAUUAUACCACCACCCUCAUAUUCUGGCUAAAAACGCAGGAUGACAGCUGGUUCUGACAACUAGUUUUAAUUUAGGAAACCAAGUUGAAGGUACAGGAAGCCUAUAAACACUGGAAUACAGAAAUACUUACGCUCCUCAAAGAAUUCUUACUCCAAAACAACACAGAACUGCACAAGAUCUCCCCCUAUGGGUAGUGGAAGAGGAGAUUGGGGCUGACAGUGGAGUGAGAACAAGAGGGGAGGGAGGGAAGGAGGCUUUCCACGUAACCAGGAAACAGACACUGUGUGGUCACCAACAGACUCUGACCUGGGGGCAGUUAAUCUGCACUUGUACUUGACUGUGACUGCUGCUGUUUCGGCUUCUUCUUCUUCUUCUUCUUCUGUUUGGAAAGGCAGCUCAAAGCAGACUCACUUCUUGGGGCAGACAUGAGCACAGGCAGUUUGCCAGACUGAGUUGGAUACUUGGUUUUUAGGUCAUCUUUAAAGAGUGGUUGGGAGAGUAAAUGGCGCAGCUCCUUCUUAAGGAGCUUCAUUUGCUUUUGUCUCCGUCGCUCUUCGUGCUGCUCAGCUUUUCCUCCUUGAAACACAAUACACAACUGAUCAGGUUACUAUGUGAUUUCUAAGACAUACCUUUGUUUCUUGUGACAGAUGAUAUUUAUGAUGAAAAAUGUCUUGGAACUCUGAGAGGCAGGAAUCAAAAAUUCUCUGCAGAAGCCAGCGUAUCAGGCUUAAACAGUCUAAGAGGGACUGUUUAGGAAUCUUUGGACCACUCUGUCCUUCAUUCACAAAACCCCAUGAGGACGGGAAUCAUCUUCAUUUCAGACAAGGAAACUUAGGCGUGGAGAGGUCACUGGUAGGAGCUCACAGAGCUAAAUGUCAAACCCAGUCUUUUGAUUUAAAGAUCAGUUUUCUUCCUCCAAUGUACCCACUUUCUGACUGGGGUUUAGAGACUGAACAGCUGCAGACUCCUGGGAGAAGUACCAUUUAUGCAGCCCAGGACUCCAGCACCUCAACCUCAGCACUCAGACUGCACCCGCGGAGGUGGGAGAUGGGCACACCCAAAAGGUCCAUGCUCGUCAUGAUCUAGGGAAUGGAAGCCAUGGCCUCUCGAAUACAGCACAAGCCUGGCUCCCAGAAGGACCAGCUCCCCAUUAUUAAGCCCACAGGUUUGGCUCCUGGCUUCUCUGUGAGCAGAUGGUAAUAAAUCUCUGCAUUUGGUAGCCUUGUCACCAACUUGCCAACACCUCCACUGAGCUGCCCACUUGUAGGAUGGAAAGAGCACAGGGCCUAACUCUGGUGUGUCAGUUCUAGAUGCAGUUCUACCACUUCCGAGAUGUGGGCGCUUUCCUACAGCAGGUUCACCCCUGAGUCCUUAGCCUCAGAGUAGGAGCUCAGGCAACCCCGGUGAUAGAGCUGUCUCCCAACAAAAUCACUUCUCAGAGUCUUCAGUUCCCAUGUGAAAAGGGGUAAUUCCUGCUCUGUCACAAGGCCACAGGGAAGAUCAAAUGAGAUGACUGAAGUGCUUUGCCAGCUUGGAAGACAUUGAGUAGUAACAAUAAUAAAUAGUAACUUCAAAGAUACCAAAUGCUUUCUAUUGACCAGGCAUUGUUUCAAGUACUUUAUAUGCUUUAACUCAAGCUGUCUUCAUAAGAACCUCAUAAAGUAGGUACUUUGACUUACAUUUUACAAAUGAGGACAAUCUAGGUACAAAGGUUAAGAACUUUGACCUGAUCCUCAUAACCAGUUAAGGGACUGGGCCAGCACUUAAACACAGGCCGUCUGUCUGCCACGACCAUUCUGACAUUAUAAUACCUCGCUACCUCUUUGUAAGAGGGAGGCAGCUGAGGGUUCCAGAAAAGACAGAGGAAACCAAGAUGGAGGGUCCUCGGCUCAGCUGGAAUAAAGGCCUAUUACAAAGGAGGAAAAGGCUCUUGUUGAUUUUGAAAGAACCCACUGUGACAGAGAGUCCCAAAGAAAAGGCGACUGCAUCCUUCCCCAAGUCCCAGCCAGUCCACUCACCCUUGUACAUGUCUUCCUCCAGCUCAAUCUCCAGGGCGGCUGCUGCCUGCUCAAUCCAAGAGUUGUGAAGACAAGCCUGGAAGUUCCGAUACUCGGCUUUCUCAAUCUGUCUCGCUAAACGGAUUCGCUCCUAGGGAAAGGAAGAGAAAGUGUUCAUCUGACAGAGGGUUCAGUCUCUGAGAAAGUCUUUUUUUGUGUUUUUAAGAAGGCUCUUGAGAUCAGUGCUCAGUGAGAUGCAACUCAGCUCCCAUCGAAGUGCAUUUCUGCUUCCCGAUAAAAAGCAGUCAUCGCUCGGGUGUACACAAUUACAAGAACCAGCUUUGCAAACAAUGAAGCCAAACAGCCCCACCCCUUGGAAGCCCACCAGGCUCUACCCAACUACAGGUGUCCAAAAGGAACCCCAUCCCCCAGAAGGCUUCCACGACCGAGACACUGAAUCACUUCAACAGCCCUGAGUUAGGGCCCAGCUCUCAACCACAGAAACAAAUAAUUCAGAGGCCUUUGCCUAAAAAAUUUAAUUAUUCUUAUCAUAGGUGUGGGGGUGGGAAUGCAGUGACAGGAUACACUGACAAAAUGGGAGAUCUUCUGAUGGAUGGGGGACAAGAUCCACAGGAAGUUAGGGUGGCUCCUAAUCCUCCUUACUAAGGAAAAUUCUCUGUAACCCCCUAUUUUCAUCCUCAUCUCCCACCGUAUUUCCCCACGAGGCUAAUGGUCCUUUUGAGUCCCAGAAGUCAAUAAUCUUUGAGUUGUUCUGUUUUUGUUCCCUCAAUUCCUGGAAUUCCAUCUCCUCUUCACAUCUCUACCCGACAGGCUCAGAGGAAACCUUAUCUCCUACCAACAUUAACUAUAUGCCCACUUAUCCCAUUUGUACCUUAACUUUAGUGUGGGCUUGGCCUGCCUUGUGAGGCUGUGAACCUUCGAGAAUCCACUCUGCUUUGGUACCAAAUACAGUGGGGCCCACAAUAAGCAGCACUCGGUGAAUGCCUACUGGAUUAAAUUAAAAGCCCAAUUUUAUUACUGGUGUCGGGCAG
Molecule: messenger RNA, 7556 nt
Organism: Talpa occidentalis (Iberian mole)
Lineage: Eukaryota; Metazoa; Chordata; Mammalia; Eulipotyphla; Talpidae
Gene: OTUB2
Product: OTU deubiquitinase, ubiquitin aldehyde binding 2
Exons: 6
Coding region: 370-1122 (250 amino acids)
Biological process (GO): negative regulation of double-strand break repair; protein K48-linked deubiquitination
Cellular component (GO): nucleus
Molecular function (GO): ubiquitin binding; cysteine-type deubiquitinase activity
Source: RefSeq, a predicted model, not a curated record